Molecule: messenger RNA, 1913 nt
Organism: Ornithorhynchus anatinus (platypus)
Lineage: Eukaryota; Metazoa; Chordata; Mammalia; Monotremata; Ornithorhynchidae
Gene: SLC43A3
Product: solute carrier family 43 member 3
Exons: 12
Coding region: 1-1545 (514 amino acids)
Biological process (GO): transmembrane transport
Molecular function (GO): transmembrane transporter activity
Source: RefSeq, a predicted model, not a curated record
AUGGGGCUGCUGCAAAAGGUGGCCACCCUGGUGACCGGGCUGGUGGAAUGCGUCGGCUUUGCGGGGGUCAUCUUCGGGUGGGCCUCGCUGGUCUUCAUCCUGAAGGACAACGGCUACUUCAGGGAGCGGUGUAUUCUGCUCUCCGGCAAGACCGACAACGCCACGGGCAGUUACAACGCAACGACGGAUCCCCUCUCCCUUGACUGCGCUGCCCAGGACGAGCAGUUCUCCCUCGUCUUCACCAUCGGCUCCUUCAUGAACAAUUUCAUGACGUUCCCGACGGGCUACAUUUUUGAUCACUACGGCACCACCGUGGCCCGCCUCGUUGCCAUAUCGCUCUACACGGGAGGGACGUUGCUCAUCGCCUUCUCCUCCGCGGAAUCGGCCGUUCUACUAUUUGCUGCCCUCCCACUGCUCUCUGUCGGGGGCGUCCUGUUCUUGAUCACCAACAUGCAGGUGGGAAACCUGUUUGGCAAACACCGCUCCACCAUCAUCACUCUGUACAACGGGGCCUUCGACUCGUCCUCUGCCGUCUUUCUCCUCGUCAAGUUGCUGGACGAGGCGGGGCUGACCUUCCGCAACUCGUUCUUCAUCCUGUCGGCCUGCAGCUUCGCCCAUCUGGCCCGCACCUUCUUCCUGCUGCCCUGGGGCCACAUCCCGUACCCCGUGCCUCCUGGCUACAGCUACGGGCUGGGCCGUCCGGUUCCCCGGUCUGACGGCGCGGAGGGGAGGUCGGAAGCCCGAGACGCUGACGGGAAGCCAGAGGAGAUGAACGGCGCGGAGAAGGACAGAGGCACGCGGGCCUUGGAGAAGACGGACUCUGCCACCUUUGAGCUCCAGCAGCCGGAGGGGCCGGGGGCCGCGGCACCCGCCGGGGUCUCCUUCCGGAGCUGCGUCCUGUCCCGGCUGUUCGGCUGUCACCUCAUGUGGCUGUCCGUGAUGCAGCUGCGACAUUACCUCUUCAUCGGGACCCUCAACUUCAUGCUGACCCAGCUGGCCCAAGGGGACUCCAACCAAGUGAGCAUCUACACCAAUGCGUUUGCCUUCACCCAGCUGUGUGGGGUGCUCUGCGCUCCCUGGAACGGUUUGAUCUUGGACCGAUCCAAAAGGAAGUACCAGGAGGAGGCCAAGAAGAAAGGAACUUCGGCCUCCACGGCGGUUCUGCGCUCCACCGUGCUGUCCCUGGCCCUGACGGUGCUCCAGUGUCUAGGAUUCUCUAUCUUCGCCUCGGUCCCUUACCUGCCCAUCCAGUACAUCACCUUCAUCCUUCAGGUUCUGAGUCGCUCCUUCCUGUAUGGAGGCAACGCUGCCUUCCUCACACUCGCCUUCCCCCUGGAGCAUUUUGGGAAAAUCUACGGGCUGGUGAUGGGCCUUUCAGCCUUGGUGUCACUCCUGCAGUAUCCCUGCUUCGCCCUCAUCAAGGGCCCCCUCCAGCAGAACCCCUUCUAUAUGAAUAUCACCCUGGUGCUGGUCACCCUCCUGGCCUUCGUCCACCCUGCCCUCGUAGUCCGGGAAUGCCAACGUCGGGAGAAACAGCCGGCCUAACGCCGUCGGCCCAGGGGCCCUCUCUCGGCCUCGCCGGCCGCUCUGCCCGAUUUUGGAGGGCAUCGGUGGCGGGGAGGGGGAGAUUCCAGGACCCGCGCCUCAUUUCCCAUUCCUCCCGGCUCGACCUACCCCGUCCGCCCGACCCGUUUCCCCUUCACGGUCAGCGCCGGGGCAGGACCUACACGCGGGAUGGCGGGGGGGGCGGGCGGACACGCCGGUCAAUAGCUCCACGGGAGCCUGGGAGGAAACGUUAUCAGGUCAAAUGCCAUCGACCCCUGAGGGAUUCCUCCCAGGGAUGAAGUUUUCUUUGCACGGGGCCACCGAUUUUAUUUGUAUUUGCAUUUGUAAUGGAGCGAAGAAAAACAAGA